UGCCCCCGGCCAUACCCCCUCCUCCGGAUAUCUCCCACCCCCAAGCUGAUCCGUCUCUCUCUGCAGGGCACCGUGGUGGUGGAGCGCUGGUGGCAGGUCCCGCUGAGCAAAGAAGGGCGUUCACCUCGCCUGCACCCAAGGAGGCACCGCAUCUACAGGCUGGUGGAAGACACCAAACACCAGCCCAAGGAGAAGCUGGAGCUGAUUCUCACUCAGUCUGUGGACUAUUUGGGAAGCCGGGGUGAUAUUGUCUCUGUGAAGAAAUCUGUGGGUCGCAACAAGCUUCUUUCUGAGGGACUUGCCGUUUACGCCUCGCCGGAGAACAAAAAAAUGUUUGAGGAGGAAAUGAAGCUACGUAAUGAAGGGAAGCUGGAGAGACUUCAGACUCAGAGUGGUGAAAAGACCCUCGAGUUCCUGAGGAACUGCCAUCUGGAGGUGGGGAUGAAGAACAACGUGAAGUGGGAGCUGAAUAACGAGAUCGUCGCCCGUCACUUCCUGAAAAACCUUAAAGUCUCUGUGACGCCACAAGCGCUGAAGCUGCCCGAUGAGCCCAUCACGAGGUGGGGCGAAUAUUGGUGUGAGGUGACGGUGAACGGCUUGGACACCGUCAGGGUGCCCAUGUCUGUGGUGAACUUCAUGAGGCCGAAGACCAAGCGCUACAAAUACUGGCUGGCCCAGCAGGCGGCACAGGCAGCAUCCAAGGAGUAAAGGCCCCACCAAGCCGUUCUGGGGAGUUCUCCCUGGAAGGCCGGACUGUUGAAAUCCCCCUGCUGCAGCCUCCUGCGUGGGACUCUUCCCCCCGCCAGAUGAGAAGGCAGCUGGGGUGACCUGGCUUCCUGUAAACACUGUCGGGGUUUGUGGGCGGGUCUCGUUGCAAACACACAGGAACUCUCCAUCUCUCCCAGCCGGGACUCUCUGCCCAGGAUCAGGAACCCACCGGCUCCCCGCUGUCCCUGCUGCUGUACGUUGCUCUCAGUUAAAGCAGGACGCCUAAACACUUGUGGCUACUAAUAAAAGACUCCAGGAUCUUGAGUCCAAGCCACUGUC
Messenger RNA from Pelodiscus sinensis (Chinese soft-shelled turtle), 1047 nucleotides. The record is from RefSeq and is a predicted model, not a curated record. NCBI's taxonomy places the organism in Eukaryota, Metazoa, Chordata, Testudines, Trionychidae.